Molecule: messenger RNA, 1596 nt
Organism: Lecanosticta acicola
Lineage: Eukaryota; Fungi; Ascomycota; Dothideomycetes; Mycosphaerellales; Mycosphaerellaceae
Source: the annotation of a GenBank genome assembly
AUGACCACCUACGCAGACGAGAAGCAUGGGCGCGAGGAGAAGCAGACAGUAGAACCGAUGCUGGUGCAAGACAUUGCCCUUGGCGAAGUCCGACACACACGAGUCAAGAAGUCGUUCAGCCUCUUGAGUACCUUGGGAGUCUCGUUUUCAAUCACUUCUACACCAAUCGCCAUAGGAACCUAUCUCUCCGUGAGCAUUGGAGUGGGAGGUAGCCCGGUAUACUUUUUCGGCUAUAUCCUUUCGGUCCUCAUGGAUCUAUGCAUAUGUGCCUCUCUCGCCGAGAUGGCAGCUGUCUACCCGCAUUCAUCUGGUUCGUCACGCUUGCGGACUCUGUGAGGUCUCGACCGCAUACUAACGAGCGGUAUAGGACAGACUCACUGGACUGCCGCAUUGGCGCCACGCAAGUACGCACGAGGUCUUAGCUACGUCGUAGGCUGGUUGACCGCCGCCGCAUACUUCUUCUGGACCUCCGCAACCUUCCUUAUCACAUCGCAGUUGAUUUGGGCUUUCGUUCAGAUCUGCAGCUCGACCUUCGUCGUGCAGGCCUGGCAUUACUACAUGGUGUACCUUGCCGUCGCUCUGGUCGGCCUACUCGUCAACAUUCCCCUCUUCAAAUGGUAUCCAUAUCUACUCAAGGGACUGGUCUUCUACAUCAACAUUGGCGCACUAUUCAUCCUGAUCGUAUUGCUCGUCCGCUCGCAUCCGAAGCAAAGUGCGGAGUACGUGUUUGUCGAUAUCGUCAACCUCACAGGCUGGUCUUUCAACGGCGUCGUGUUCUUCCUGGGCAUGCUUCCGGGCCUGACCGCUGUGAAUGGUUUCGACUGCGCUGCGCACAUUGCGGAGGAGGUUCCGGAGCCGAAGCGUCAGAUUCCAUUGGUGAUGAUGCUGAGCGCUGUGACCAGUGCUUUGGGCGGCUUGACAAUGAUCCUGGUGUACAUGUUCUGCGUCACCAAUCCGGCGAACCUUGUCACGCCUGUAGGCGGACAACCCGUCGCCCAGCUAAUGUUGGAUUCUCUGGAUUCGCUGACGCUGACGCUCAUCGGGAUGCUGGUCUUCAUCAUCACCUUCGCUUUCGCUUCCUCAUCAAUGCUGACGACAUGGAGUCGUGUAUGGUGGUGCCUCGCACGCGAAGGCGGUACGCCGUUAUCUAACCUGCAAAGCCGUGUCAGUGACAGGUCGCAACUCCCAGUGAACGCGAUCCUGUUCACCAGCUUGGCUUGCGCAUUGAUCGGUCUACUGGAGCUCGGUUCGGCCACCGCACUCAACGCUAUCUUGGGCGGAGCAAUCUUAUGCAUCUUCGCCUCGUACGGAAUUCCCAUUGCAUGCUCGCUCCUGGAUCAGCGCAGAGCUUUCACUGGCAAUCACGACGUUGCAUUAGGCUUUGCGCUCCCAAUCCUCAACGCUAUUUCAGUCGCCUGGAUUGCUUUCGUUUUCGUCUGGCUAUGUUUCCCUCUGUACAUACCCGUGUCGCUGGCCACGAUGAACUGGGCGGUCGUGGUCUUCUUUGGAAUAGUGGCACUGAGCGGCGUCAACUGGCUCGCUCACUCUCACAAGCACUACACCGUGCCUGCCGCGAUCGAAAGCGUUGAAGUGUAA